This is a messenger RNA of Perca flavescens (yellow perch), 1027 nucleotides long. RefSeq lists its product as uncharacterized. The transcript has 3 exons. Bases 20 to 658 code for a protein of 212 amino acids. The record is from RefSeq and is a predicted model, not a curated record. NCBI's taxonomy places the organism in Eukaryota, Metazoa, Chordata, Actinopteri, Perciformes, Percidae.
AGCAGUUGUCCAAAACGGCAUGUGGGACCAAAUCCGAGUGGAUCAUGGCAGGGAGUUUUACUUGACCCUGUACAUGCAAGAAAAGCUGUCUCAACACAGACGUAACAUCAACAGGCUACCUUAUGUACAGACAACUUCUUCAAGGAACCUUCGUGUGGAAAGAAUUUGGCUAGAGGUCAACAAUCGGGUGAACUAUCCACUAAAACAGGCCCUUGUUCACCUGCUGGAUCAAGAGCUGCUCGACAUCCAGGAUAAUAUAACCAAAUGUUGUGUCUCCAACCUGGCAUGUCAAGUGAGUCAGAUUGGACUUGCCAGGGUUGUGCAGUCCUGGAAUGCCCAUAGGAUACCAGGCAGAGGGAUACCAAACCAACUUGCAGCUAAUAUUUGUCCAGCAAGAAUUCCCACAGAGCUGUUGCCCAACGCUGCCGAGGCAGCACACAUGUAUGAGCAGGAGUUGGGCUCCUCCCUGACUUGGGUAUCUGCCUUUGGCUCUGACCCAUUUUCAUCAGAGCAAGACCGAUGUCGUGCUGAGCAGCUGUUUGGAGAGAGGUUUCCAGACAUGUCUCUUCUUUUUGGAAAAGUGGUUAACAAUGACCAUAGUGUGUUUCAGGAGGCACUGUUCUAUCUGAUCAAUGUUACUGAAAGACAUGCAAGAUAAAUACAGUUGGGGGUAUCUGAUACUAGGCCAGUGGUAGACUAGGUACACAAAAAGUACUGUGUGGUUAUAAUUGUCACAUUUCUAAAGCUAGAACCUUAAGAUGUUUUUACAUGAAAAAUGCCUUCACGCCAAUUAAUAUAUCAAUUGACUUAUUGAUUAAUCAACUUGUUCUUUUCAGCUGUACUUGUGUAAAACUGCUAAUUUAUAACAUGAAAUUGUACUAAAUUUGUGAGCAGUCAAAUGAAUGUAGUGGAGUAAAAGUAGAAUAUUUCCUCUGAGAUUUAGUGGAGAAGUAAAAAGUCAUGAAAAGAAAAUACUCAAGUAUCUCAACUUUCCACCAAUGAACUAUGCAUAUGUUUGUACAGUAGU